CUCCAGACUACGGAACCAGAAGUUCCAGUUCAGUAUCUAGUUUUAAAUGCAGCGCGUGCCAUAACUGCCAUUCUUAAACGUUUUUGUUCCAGGGACUGACAAAACAUGACUUUCAUUUGGAGUCCCCUUUCAUUUGGAGUCCCCUUGAGUCUGCCAGUACACAGAAACAGAUUAACCUGGAAAAUGUAUAUGACAACACGCACACACGUAUGCACAACCUUUUGGGAACUUAUUGAUCGCUUUAACUGUGGCUCACUAGCAAGCACUAGACAAAGCCAGUUGCGGUUGUCACAACAUUGAGUGUGCAGGAAGUUAAGCUGCCCCAAACAGGUUUAGCGGCCAGCCCCACCCACUUCUGUCUUAAAGGGACCACACCCAUCAUACCACACACCCGUCAUAUUAGAGUACUUGUCGAUACAGAGUGCAUUCAGGUUCUUUCACCUUCAUGGGGCAUAGGUGUUCUUUUAAAGCCUGUACAUCUAUUAUUUUAAAGGAAAACAUCUUCCAUUUCUGUUAAAGAUGUCGACUGCUAUAAUCAUUAGCGUUGUGAAAGAAAUAAGGAGCCAUUACAAACAAUGGAAUGCAAUUAAAGAUGACAAGAAGUUCCUUGAAAUUGCAGCAAGUUUUAUGUCAGAAUACUGUGGUCACAAAAUAAAUAUCAAAAUAAAGGAUAUGGGAGAUUUUAUUUUCACAAUUGGAGGUCAGGAUAACACCAUCUACAAAGGAGAUAAAGACAAGGCAGAGGAUUGGGAAAAUGCAUUCCUGCCUAGUAAAAGUGUAAAGAUGGAGGUACUUGGAGCUGUGAAAAACCUCACCUUCCCAAAUGAGUGUGCCGAGCUGGUCAUAAUGCUUUGUGAGGACCGCCAGGUGUAUGCUUACGAUGGAGAGGAGAUGCACCUGGUCGCUUCGAGCCUGAAGGACCUCUUUGACUCUGGGCUUCAGUAUCCUGGCAUCCCAACCUUUAACUAUGGUCAACGAUUUGAAAACAUGUCAAAGAAGGAGUGGGAGGAACCAAAGCCAGAACAUGACAGGAAAGAUGUUAUGUCGGAUACAGAGUUUCUGGAAAACAUAAACCAGCUUAUUCUGUUUGAUCAAAAACAGGAACAAUACCUAAUUAGGUCUUCUCUUGAUUCAACAAAGACUGAAUCCAACAUGGACGGAAACAACCACAAAAAAAAUAAAAAGCAAACAACAAGCCAUUCCAGAAAACACACUGGUCAGAGGAAGAAACCUUCAAAAGCACAAAUCUGUCAUGAAUUAUGUUGCAAACCAAGAUUAAUGCCAGAUAAACACCCAUAUUUUUUAAUUCAAACCUAGAAGAAACUGUCAAGUUUGAAGGCAUUUUAGAGUUAUUAGACUAUCCCAACAUACUCAUUACUAGGACUCAGUGGUGGACAACAGUCAAGUUUCUGAAUGUCUUAUCUGAAGUUGGGAUGUCUCCAUUUGGUUUUUCACCACCUGCCCUCUGGAAUAACUAGAAUUCUUUGGGUCUGGACACAUUGGUGCUGCUAGGAAAGUUGACAGGGAUGGUUGCCUACCUCUACAUGUGCUUGUUUAAGAUUUUAUAGUCCUAAGUAUUUGUAUUAUUUGCAUUUUCGGUGUAUUUUGUAAAAUCCAUGGUAAAUAAGUAUGUAUUUUAAAUGUCAAUUAAUCAGGGUAAAGACCCAGUCAUAGCACUUUCUCACCUUGGCUUGUUUUCCUUGGUUUUGAAUUACAGGAUAAACAGUCUAAAUAGAAAGAAACACCAUCCAGCACUUGUUAUUAAUCUUUCAAAAGCCUUUGACACUUUUGAUCACUCUUUACUCAUUCUUCAGAAACUGACUUCAAUAGGCGUAGACCAAACUACAUGUCUAUGCCUGUCUACGCCUUUUGCAUGUAUAUUUUACUUUGUACAGAGACCGUGAGUGUUUAUGUGUAAUAUGUAAAUAUUAUUAUACUUUUUGCCAUCAGUUAUAAUUAAACAUGGAAAUUAC
Esox lucius (northern pike) is the source of this 1973-nucleotide messenger RNA. RefSeq lists its product as uncharacterized. The coding region runs from base 520 to 1317 and encodes 265 amino acids. The record is from RefSeq and is a predicted model, not a curated record. Lineage: Eukaryota; Metazoa; Chordata; Actinopteri; Esociformes; Esocidae. The transcript has 5 exons.